Molecule: messenger RNA, 1245 nt
Organism: Neltuma alba
Lineage: Eukaryota; Viridiplantae; Streptophyta; Magnoliopsida; Fabales; Fabaceae
Product: vesicle-associated protein 4-2
Exons: 7
Coding region: 132-908 (258 amino acids)
Biological process (GO): endoplasmic reticulum membrane organization
Cellular component (GO): plasma membrane; endoplasmic reticulum membrane
Source: RefSeq, a predicted model, not a curated record
GCGAGUCCAGAGUCCAGUCCGGGCUGAAACUCUGAUCCUCAUGAGUUGACCCCGGGGCAAGUAAACGGUGUUGUUUUCUUCUCUGUGUGUUCUGUGAAAGCCUGGUGCUGCGUCUGAAGCGAAGAGACGACAUGGCGAUUGGUAACCAGAGGUCACCAUCCGACGGGAAGGUCUGGAAUUUCUUCAAGCUUCCGUUUCGUGGCUCGGGGGCUAAUUCUGCUAAUACGACGCUGUCUACUACCGUCCACCAUCACCAUAAUCCUCCUCCGAUUGAGGGUUCGACGUCUCAUGGCUCCAGUUCUGUUUCUUCAGUUGCAAGGUCGUUUCUUCCAACCCGCCGUCGUCUCAAGCUUGAUCCCUCCAAUAAGCUCUACUUGCCUUAUGAACCAGGCAAGCAGGUUAGGAGUGCCAUAAAGAUUAAAAACACUAGCAAAUCUCAUGUAGCUUUCAAGUUUCAGACAACAGCGCCCAAAAGCUGUUUCAUGCGUCCUCCUGGAGCUAUUCUUGCGCCUGGUGAAAGUAUCAUAGCAACCGUGUUCAAGUUUGUUGAGCCUCCAGAAAAUAAUGAAAAGCCAGAGAAGAGCAAACUGAAAUUUAAAAUAAUGAGCUUGAAGGUCAAAGGACCAAUUGAUUACGUUCCUGAGAUGUUCGAUGAGCAAAAGGACCAAGUAGCAGUUGAGCAAGUUCUGCGCGUUGUUUUUCUAGAUCCCGAGCAUCCUAGUCCAGCUUUGGAAAAGCUGAAGUGUCAGUUGGCUGAUGCUGAUGCUGCGCUCGAGGCACGAAAGAAACCUCCGGAAGAGGCUGGGGCUAAGAUUAUUGGGGAGGGACUUGUCAUUGAUGAAUGGAAAGAGAGGAGGGAAAGGUAUCUUGCAAGGCAGCAGGUUGAAGGGGCAGUUGACUCCGUAUAGAGAGAUCUUUUUAAUGAGGCGCCUCUUUUUGUAGAAAAGGUUUUUUCCGGUGAAAGAGUGAUAUGAGAAAACCGGAAAGCUGGGGUGGACAGCGAUCAUUCUCUGUAGAUAAUGACAUUUUGUUUUUAGGAUUUCUCGUUGAGGAUGUAACAAUAUUGUGUUUUGUUGAUGAAAAGUUUAAUAUAAAGUUGUUAAUAUGUUGAAUGCUUGAUUGUCAUGCCUUGUUAAAGAUUGGAAGAUAAAAGGGAGAAGUAGUCAUGAUUUUAUCUUCAUAGCUGAUGAGUGAUGACUUCCUUUUCAUUUUGCUUCCCUGAUUAUACAUCUGAUUUUGGAUUUA